Molecule: messenger RNA, 3671 nt
Organism: Rhipicephalus sanguineus (brown dog tick)
Lineage: Eukaryota; Metazoa; Arthropoda; Arachnida; Ixodida; Ixodidae
Exons: 3
Coding region: 97-1506 (469 amino acids)
Source: RefSeq, a predicted model, not a curated record
GGGGCCGGCUGACAACAGUCAACAAGCUCGUGCGACGGCGGACUCUCGGCGCGUGGACAGCGGAGCUCGCGACCCGCAAACCGCCGGGCGGAAGCCAUGAGCGGGGGCCCGCUGUUGCUCCUUGCAAGGGGCCGGACGGAAGCGCAGUCGGAAAUGUACGGGCGCCAGGAAGCGGCCAUGCCGGACUGGAAGCGGGAGCUGCUCCGCAAGAAGCGCACCAUGCACAAGGCAUUCCCCAGCUGGGCGGCGCUGGCGGCCGGCUCUGGUGGCGACCGGACCGUACAGAAGGCUGUUCACCUUGGCGACGCGGCGCGCGUUCCGGCCGGACUGGUUUGCCCGCAGUCGCCCCGCGGAGGUGGCCCCCCGAGCAUGGGCGAAGACAAAGGCGGCCAGGCCGAACUGGAAAGUUCGGAGGACCACGAGUGGCAGUACGGUCCAGGCUUCGUCGACAGGCUGCGAUGCAAGUUUCUCAGCUUAAGCUUACGCGAGCCCAGUGGCCUGCAGCAGCCGCUGCGAGCGUACGCCAGCGUGGAAAACCUGUUGGAACCGAAAUCGAGCGUCCGGCCUACGUCGGCACCCAAGCCUGCGUUUCAGCGGGCCCGUAGUAUGGAAACCCUGUUGGAUCCACUCAUCAACGAGGACGUUGUAAUCGUCGAGCGGAGUUCCACUACAGCGAGUGAGUUACCCCGGCCAGAUAUUGUCCGUACUUGCAAACGCAUUUUUGAGGCCUCGGCUGACAACCGGCGGCCGCUGCGGCGGCGGCCACCAGUGUUGCGUGCUCGCGCCCCCCUGCGUGCCGACAAGGAGAACAACCAGCCUCUGGCUAGACCGCGGCCUGCCAGGCCCGUGGCCAACAUCAAGCCUUUGCGGAAGCAGGAUGAGCCGCCCCCAGUGAAGGAAGAUGAGCCGCCGCUGAAAGCCCCGGUCGCCGUUACUCGUCCCGAACGCCGAGACCCUGCGCCGGGGCCCUUGUGGCCGCAGCUUCGGCAGGCUUCACCGGCGGCCACCAGUGUGGUGUUUGACUUCCGGGGCAAGGACGUAAAGCCGCACGUGGCCGUGACCCGGGCACCCUGCGGCAGUCCGCUGGACUCUGACGAGCUGGACUCGUCCGAUGAGCCGCUUCCGUUCCCGUCGGGCAUCGUGUUCGUCGGCGAGAACGUGGUGGUCGGCGGCGGCGCCCUGCUCACCACCAGGAACAAGAAGCUGAAGAUACAGUUCAACGAUAGUGCCUUGGUUACUAUUGAAUAUGCUGCUGAAGAAUGCCACAGCCCCCGAGGAAAUGGUCACGAUGUGGACGCACCCACUGUUAAUGGCAGGAAUUGUGGAGGCUCCCUGGGAAGCUACACGCCAAGUGCAUUGAGCAGUGGUGAGGCCUUCCAGUUGGGCCUGUGCCGUCCGAGCCGGCCCCUGCCUGCUCCUGAGACGCCUGCAGCCCCAGAACCCGAGGAGCCUGCCCCUGCCACAGCCUGGUCUUUGUCCGCCACCAGUUCGGACUUGCUCUUCUGAGGCUUGGGCCCCCCCUAGUCAGUGCGGCUUCUGUUUGUGCGUCCUUCCUGACUUGCGGGUUGCCUCUGCUGACUCACUAACAGCAGGGGCCUCUCGAUCUGUUGAGAAUCUCGCAGGGUGCCGCAGUAUCUGUGCAUCCACCUUGCUGCAAUGAUCAUAGUGUUUUUUUUUUUACUUUAUCGCAGUUUAUUUUUCUUCACUGUGCCCUAGAGAUUGCAGGGCGUCUUCUCAUUGGCUGUACUCAAGAAUCUUAUUAAACCAGCAGCCGUGGUUUGCUUUUUUUUUCUAAGUGAAUUUCUUGUGUUACACCAUUUUAGUUUUGUACACAUUUUUGUAGUCAAGAGAAGUUUACACACAUAGUGUUGUUUAUGACCCUGUCGGACUCCAGUGAUCGAUUGCUGUCGCAAAUUGUUGCUUGUAAUACAAUUGUGUUACAGUGCAAGUGUUGAUUUUUGAGAAAGUGACUGGCUGCAAAGUCCUUGUGCGUGUUUCCUGUCCUGUAAAGCCAGUUUUAUUUUAUAGUCAGUCUGAUUUAACUGACCAUAUAAUUGAACUGGGGUCAUGUGUGUUUUUUAACAAGUAGCUCAAUGUUACUAUUAUAAUGUGCAAUGUUCCAAUGCUGCCAAAACUUAGCACAGUAAAGUUCCUGUGUUCAAGUGAGAUGUUUGAUUCUGUGCAGAAGAGGAAAACUUGGUGGGUGUUGGUUUUUACACAACUGGUUCUUUUGAUAAUGUCGCAAUAGAUCUGAAAAACUUAAUUGUGAGAAAGUGUUUGCCAGAUGUGUACAGCAUGUGCUGUGAGCUCUCAGGUUUGUGUCUGUUGUGGUAUAAAGGCACAAGUACCAUGUAUGCCUGUGCUCUGGUCCUGUCUAUUUCCCACGUUGAUGGUACUGGAUAUUUAUUUAGAGGCAGUUUAGUCAGCAAAGCUGUGAAGUGAAUGCUAAAAGUUUAACUUCGUUCCAUUCCAUGUCACUGAUUUGUAAGGUUGCUUUGUGCCCACUUAGCACUUCUUGAGGCUGCGAAGGAAAUGCCAGUAUGCAAUAAUACAUGAGGCAAGUCUGCCACAUAAGUAAUACAGUAAAUUUAAUAGAAGCAGAGUGUGAUUUAGUAGCACUGCACUUUGUAACAAAUUAUUUUCUCCAGCCAUAAUAAGCAAUCAUUUGAUUCAACUUACUGACAUGCCUGUGUUGAGGUUGGGCAAGUGAGAAAUAAAAAUUAUGAGCUGCUGUCAUUGAAGAUUGCUUUUAGAGCUUUAGGUUUUCAGAGCAGGAUGGUUGGUGGGUUUCAGGUUAUGUAGAAAAAUGUUGUCAUGUGUAUUGAAUUUUAACAGAUGAAUCUCACGUUUUGGUAAUUCUUUGUAGUUUGUGGAUGAGACCUUUGUGCAUUUAAAAAAUUCUUAUGGCAGGCAUUUUACAAAAUGUUGGCUAAAGCAGUGUCUGUUGCAACUACUCUCAUAUUAUGCCUGUGUCUUUCUCAUGCCUAAUGCAUGCAGUGUUUGUGAUACAUUGCCUACUGGUGUCUUCAUGGUGCAGUUAGUUUGCCGACAUUACACCAGGACAGACCAGAAAAAAAAAUUCAUUGUUGUCUGUGGAUUUAGAUGUGAAAUGACAGCAUUUUAUUACGCAGAUAUGUACAUUUAAGUAAGGUAGUGGCUGCAGUGUGCGAAUUCAUUUAAUUUUCUUGUGACAAUCCUACAGGCAUGUUCCUUGAAAAGUAGCUGGUAAAAAAGUAAGUUUAGUGCUUUGAGGCAUUACCUAUAUAUCAUCUGCUUGCAUUUCUCAUUUCCGCAGUUGGUACAUUGCAAGAGACAGUUUGACUGCUAAGAUAAGCACUUUCCAUUUUCCAACCAUAACAACUUUGGUAUACGUACUAGAUGUUUUUGACUGGGCGAACCAGGCUAAUUAUUCAGAGUGCAGUAAUACCGAGUAUAAGGAAUGUGCACAGCCAUGUUGUGGUGUGGCCUUUAAUUAUCAAUGGUUCCAUGCUACAUCGACUGCCAAAGAUUGCUUUAAGUAUUUUAAAUACCCACUUCAUACUAACUCUUUCUGCAGAGAAACAAUUGUGAAUGUUUGUUGCUGUGGAGACUUUGCUCUUCAAGACAACUGCUACCUUUCUAAUUUUUGGCACAAAUGUUUUGAGGAUGAAUAAAUGGCAUUUUGAUGUCAC